Triplophysa dalaica is the source of this 2179-nucleotide messenger RNA. RefSeq names its product pleckstrin homology domain-containing family N member 1. The coding region runs from base 300 to 1460 and encodes 386 amino acids. Lineage: Eukaryota; Metazoa; Chordata; Actinopteri; Cypriniformes; Nemacheilidae. The transcript has 12 exons. The record is from RefSeq and is a predicted model, not a curated record.
UUGUGUCAGUUUAACUGCUGUAUUUCAUUUGCUCUUGUUCGCGUGCACCCAAGGUGUCUUGUUUUCUCUUCUCUAACAAAGAAAGACGGACAGCUCAACUUCUCCAGAUCUAUCUGUGUAUGAUUGUCAACCUUGUUGCCUGCUUACACCCCAGUGGCUGGUGGGGUUUGUGUGGGGGUGAAUGAAUCUCAGGGGCAGAUGGCCCUCAGCGUGUAGUUUAGAAAAGAAGCCAUUAGGCUGGUGUAUAUGGGAGACUGGACAACCAAGCAAAACAGAAGUAAGGUGAAGCGACCAGAACUAUGGGAUGCUGCAGCGUGACCCAGAGGCACAUGGGAACUGAUGAAGUGGGGCCUGAUGAGAUUGAAUUGAUGGAAGUCAACAAUGCUGGGCUGUGGAGUCUUUCUGAAAGCAGGCUGCAGGUUUCCAUAAGAAAUGAUACAGAUGAAGGUCAUCGUCGCUGUCCUUCUGUGAAGCACCCGACGCAGGAGAAGUCAGAUCCUGUAUGUGCACAAGAGCUGAAACAGCCCUCCAAUUCACAAUUGGUGCUUUGGGGAUGGACAAAAGAUGAGCUGCAUCAUAGACUGUACACUAAACCAAUCAGAGAAUGGGAAGGGCGGGCACCGCACACCUAUGGAGACAUUAUCUAUUCCUCUUCUGUGUAUUUACACAGUGGAUACACAAAGGCUAUGAGUGAAAGAUAUCUGGUUUUAUUUUCCUUCCAUUUGUUAAUUCUGGCUUUGGACAGCUCUGAUCAUGAUUUUAUUUAUGAGGGCAUUCUUCCUCUUUCUGCCAUUGAGGUGCAUCUGAUAUCUCAGCAGGACCCCGGCUCACCACAUAUGUUUGAGAUUAGGGGACCUAUGGUGGACCCAAAGAUCUUUAUUUGUCCUAGUGCUGCAGAAACCAAAAAUUGGAUGCAGAACAUUGAGGACCGGAGACACAAAAGCAUGAGGCAGCAGCUGAGCCCCUCCCACAGUGCUCUUUCAUAUCUGAUGCCUUGUAAUGAGAGCUGGAAGAGGGAGGAGCUUAAAAGAUACUUACUGCGGUCUCCAAUCUUGCAAUGGGAAGGGACUCCCAUUCAACACAUGGGCUCUCCAAAAUAUAUUUCACUGGUGCACAUCAGCAGCGUAUACUCAAAGGAACGCGUCCUGAAAGGACCUCAGGAACGUCUGCUGAUGCUGUUUCCAUUUGACCUGCUCAUUCUGUCUGUUGACUGUCACCGUGUCCGUGUGAAAUACGAGGGUCGGUUACCACUAAGAAGCAUCAAGGCGAUGGAGAGGUCUGCUCUACCUGGCAGACUGGAAUUUGUACUCAAAGGUGAACUGAUUGAGCCUCUUCUAGUCUCUUGUUCUCACCCUGAGGAUUAUCAAAGCUGGAUCUUCCAGUUGCAACAGCCUGAUAAAGUGACAGAUUCGUUGCCACAUCACACCCCUCCUCUCAUACCGAAAAAGCGCAGAAGCUGAGGAAAAUGUGAAGAAUGGGAAAUUGAUGCGUUUUUGACGCAUCAAAAACGCUCCUAUUAUUCAUUGACAGACAAUUGUGUACUACUGUGUAUUGCGAAUUUCAGAACAGUUUGUGAGAAUUGCAGAAAGAUCUUUUAUAGUUAGAAAACUGUUCAGAUACUUCUGUUAGAGAAUAUUUAAUACAGUAGUAAGCUACUUCAUGUACUGAAUGAGUACAUACCUCAGACAUGCACACAUACUGUAAGUAAAAAGCAUUGUAUGAAAUUAAUGCAGAAUGUUGAAGUGUGAUGUAAUAAAUGACUUGAAUUAGAAACGCAUGCCUGGGCUAGGAGGGCUCUCUUAUAUAUCACCUGCAGCAUCUUUUUACAUCUCCUGGAAACUAUUGAAGGUUCUUCAAGGUAGAUCUUCCAACACCUCUUUAAGGAGUUGAAAUAAAAAGUGACAUUUACUGUUCAACAGCAUCUUUGAAAUAUCUGUGAUUUGCUUCCAAUGUGCCAAUUGUAAGAUUUUAGGUUCACUGUGAAGAUGUUCAGAGCCUAGGACUAACGUGUUGUACUCAAUUUUCUGCACAGCUUUUUUUUGUAAAAACAAAGCACGCAAUGCUGUAUUAAUAUGAAGGAAUUUACACAUUUUUACUUCUGUUUCACCUGUGUUUUAAAUUUUGCAUUGCGUUGUGUAUUCAUAGAAAUAUCUGUAAAAUAACACACUGUGAAAAUUAC